Messenger RNA from Cyprinus carpio (common carp), 2065 nucleotides. RefSeq names its product E3 ubiquitin-protein ligase RNF183-like. Gene Ontology annotation, molecular function: ubiquitin protein ligase activity. NCBI's taxonomy places the organism in Eukaryota, Metazoa, Chordata, Actinopteri, Cypriniformes, Cyprinidae. Gene Ontology annotation, biological process: protein ubiquitination. The record is from RefSeq and is a predicted model, not a curated record.
UCCCUCUUCGGUUCUCUCUUUGGUCAGGAUUGUAUAGUUUACACUGCCGAUCUGCAUGGGGGCUGUAUUUGACUACUCACUGUGCAUUUCCUCCUGCUUGCUGCUCCAGUAUUCAAAUGCUGCACUUCUUUACAACACAGUGGUAGAGAGACUUAAAAAAGAAAGAAAGUGGUAGAGUGACUCUUGGUGUUUUUGUUUUUCUAUGUAAAUCAUGGCAGGAAAAGUGCGGUAGAUGAACAAAGACAGAGAGUCGGCAUUGAGAAAAGACAUUGACACAUCUCAUUCUCUCCGACAGCCAACAAAGACACAAACUACAGCCUCAACGUCCAGGACACCUGCCUCAUCUGACGGGGUAAAAGAAGAGUCUGCUUGAAAUGAAGUUGCCACUUCGCUAUGGAUCUUGAAGAUGCUUGUUGACUUCCCUCUCCCACACCUCCUCCCUUUGUCAUGGAGUUUGACCCGAACCACCUCAGUGACCCCUACAAACCUGUGGACGACAACGUCGAGCCCCCCGAUCUGGAGUGCGCCAUCUGUUUCUGCCAGUUUAACAAUGUCUUCAACACCCCAAAGGUACUCCACUGCAAGCACACCUUCUGCCUGGAGUGUCUUGCGAGGAUGAACGUGACGUCCACCAAACCCGACACCAUCCAGUGCCCUCUGUGCCGCGCGUACACCCCGUUACCCAACUUGGGUCUUCCCAAGCUAGCAAAUGACUCCACGGUGCUGUCUUACCUUCCAGCUGCCAUGCAGCAUGUCUACAGUAUCCGCUUUAACCGCAACAAAGGCAAACUGCAGGUGAAAAGAGUGCCCAGCUCUGCCCCGGCCCUGACGCAGACCAUCAGCCAGACUCUGGACGUCGGGAACCCAGCGGGCUCGGAGGGUCACCAGAGCAGAGACGGGGGUAGUGACAGGUCUUUAUUGAUCACCGUACUGCGAACGCCCCUGUGCAAAGCUUUCCUCAUGAGCCUGGUCGCCAUAAUGACCGUCGUUUUCACCAUUACUAUCAUCUUUAUCAACAAGAAAUAAGCCCAAAUACUUUGUUUUUUAAAUGUACGCUAGAGCAUGCGUACAGUGGGCAUGACGCAAAUAUCGCACACAGUUUUUUUUUUCCCCCCUUAUGAUUUGUACAAUGUACACGCAGCUCACACAUGUGCUUUGAAUUGUUUUGCACGAAUCAGUUUGUCCACAAGGUGGCGACACUGGCCCCGGCUGUUUCACAGUUGGAAAAGAAACUGAACGAGAACAACAACAAACUAUCACAACAAAAACAAUAUAGACUUCUGAACUGUCAAGCGAUUGAUUGAUUAAAAUACAUCAGCAACAAUUUAACAAAUACAAGAAUUUUUUAUUUCUCAAAACUUUUGGAGAGGAAAAGCACAGACUCUGGACAAGGAUGAAUCUUGAUGAGUGUUCAACUGUUUAGAGUACACUUGAUGGACUUUAUUAUCACUGGCACUGACUGCAUCCACGUCAAAAGGUCAAAUGACAGUGUAAAAAACAAACAAACAGCAUGACAAACACAUUUUUGAAUCUUUCCAUCCUAGGCAAAUCAGAAUGUCUACAGUUAUAUUUAACAUCUGAGAAGGAUAGUGGUUACAAAAAAAGUACUGUUAUUGUACCACAGUAUUUACGUGGUAGUAAUAUAUGGUAAAUGCACAAAACACUAUAGCACCCUAUACCUUUUUGUGUUCCUUACAGACAAUGAUCUGGUGGUAUGAGAUGGUAUGGUACUUUAAACAUACACUGGUACUUUUUGGUACACUUUGGCUCUAAAUUCUUUAGGGAGGCGCUCAUAAGUGUAAAGUAACCUUACAAAAUAUAAGAUGGUUGGACCAUGAUACACUGAAAAUAGUCAGUAUGAUAUGUCCAAAAUAUUUGUGAGAUAGAUUGGUCACCUUUAUUUAUAUAGCGCUUUAUACAAUACUGAUUGUGUCAAAGCAGCUUUAAAUUGUCAGGCAGGAAAAUAGUUUGUCAAUAAUGCAAGAGGAUUAUACACAGCUGUAGAUUAUUAAAAAAAUAUAUAUAAUAUGCAGAUUGUGCAAUACAAUGUCUUUACUGCGCUAAA